GCCCAGUUCACGUGGUCAUGGCUUCUUCUGCUUUAUUGCUGCUGGUGCUUUCCUCCUCUGUCUCCCUCACAGUGGCCGUCUUGUUUGGUGAGCCCAGAAUCUUUGGAGAGGAUGCUACUGGUUACGGCCCCAUAUUUGAAGAGGAGCCUGUGGAUGUGGUCUACACUGAAGACUCACCCGAUGGGAGAAUCUCCAUGAACUGCAGGGCACGUGCAAACCCACCAGCUUCAUACAGGUGGCGCCGUGAUAACUGGGAAAUCAAGCUGAUGGAGCAGCCAGAUGAGCACUACAGCCUGGUGGGAGGGAACCUGGUUAUCACCAACCCUUUACAGAAGAAGCAUGCUGGGACGUACAUCUGCGUGGCCAAAAAUAUCUACGGCACCGUCAUCAGCAAAGAGGCCAGAGUCAAGUUUGGAUUUAUCGGUGAGUUUCCUGAUGAGGAGAGAGAUCCCGUGUAUGUCAAAGAAGGACAGGGAGCUGUUCUGCUGUGUGCACCUCCGAAAGCCUGGCCACAGGAGGUAACUUAUCGCUGGAUCUACAACGAGUUCCCAGUUUUCCUGCACACAGACCACCGGCGCUUUGUCUCCCAGAAGACGGGGAACCUGUACAUCUCCAAGGUGGAAGCUCAGGACGCAGGAAACUACUCCUGCUUCGUGUCUAGUCCCGUCUUAGGGAAGAGCGUCUUCUCUAAGUUCAUCCCUCUCAUCCCCUUGCCUCCUGAUGAUGGUUAAAAGUAUCCAGCAGACAUUAGAGUGAAGUUUCCAGACACUACCGCCAUGCUGGCCUCUAAUAUUACCUUGGAGUGCUUUGCUCUCGGAAACCCCAUCCCUCAUAUCGUGUGGAGGAAGGUGGAUGCCACAGAUCUCCCUGCGAAUCACGAAAUCAGUGAAUCUGGAGCCGUGCUUCAUCUGUACAAUGUGCAGUAUGAAGACGUGGGAGGAUACGAGUGUGAAGCCAUCAACACUAAAGGAAAGGACUGGCACAAGGCCUGGCUCUAUGUGGAGUCUGCUCCAGAGUGGGCAGAAACCAUCAACAACACUCAGAUCGACAUCGGCUCAGAGCACACCAUGCGCUGUGUGGCAUCAGGGAAACCCUUCCCUUUCAUCCGCUGGUACAAGGAUGGAUAUAUGUAUGGGAAAGGUGAGCUGAAGUUUUCCAGUCUCACUUUUGAUGACUCAGGGAUGUACCAGUGUAUCGCUGAGAACUACUGGGGCAUCAAAUACGCCAACGCCGAGCUGCGAGUCAUCGCAUGCGCUCCAACAUUCGAGUUUAACCCCGUGAAAAAGCAGCUUCUUGGAGCGAGAGAUGGACGUGUGGUGAUUGAGUGUAAACCCAGAGCGGCUCCGAGACCUCGUUUCACCUGGACGAAGGGCAAAGAGCUCCUCUUCAACAAUUCACGCAUUUCCAUCAUGUUCGAUGGGAGUCUGGAGAUCCUCAAUGCCACCAUAAAUGACGAGGGCCUUUACACUUGCACCGCUGAGAAUGACAGAGGAAAAGCCAGCAGCUCUGGUACUCUAACCAUCACAGAGGCUACCAGCCUCACAGUUGCACCUGAAGACACUGAGGUUCUGGUUGGUGAAGAGGUGAUUCUGAGUUGCGCUGCUUCAUUUGACCCCAUGCUGGACAUCACAUUCAUCUGGACUAUAGACUUCAGAGUCAUUGACUUUGACGCCGAGUGGCAACACUAUGAACGUGUUAUGAGCGAAGACGGCGUUGGUGACCUGAGAAUAAAGAACGUCCAGAUUUGGCACGAAGGCCACUACACCUGCACGGCGCAGACCGUGGUAGACAGUGACACUGCUUUCGCUGACCUUAAAGUUGUAGGUGUCCCCGGGCCUCCAGGUGUGAUCCGCAUUGAAGAGAUUGGUGACACAUGGGUGAAGCUGCUGUGGUCUAAAGGAUCAGAGCAUAACAGCCCCAUUCUCUACUACACCGUUCAGACCAGGCACUACUGGGCUCUGUAUGAGGAUGACUGGAGGAAUGCCAGCACCUCUCCAACUUUUCUUGAUGGCACUAUGGAGAAGGCAGAGGUGACGGAUUUAUACCCUUGGAUGGAAUAUCAGUUCAGGAUCAUUGCUACCAAUGAGUAUGGUUCUGGAGAGGCCAGUAUCCCGUCCCUCAAGAUCAAAACCUGGGAUGCUGCUCCAGUGGUUUCUCCCACUGAUGUGGCAGGUUUUGGAGGCAGAAAUGGCGAGAUCGUGAUCACGUGGACACCGGUGCAGCCGUGGUAUUUCUACGGCAAGAAGUUUGGCUACAUCGUUGCAUUCAAGCCUCACGACGCCUACGACUGGUGGUACGAAACCAUCUCGGACCCCGAGACGAGACGAUACGUCCACAGAGACUCCUACUUCAUUCCCACCGAGGAGGACUUCCAGGUGCGAGAGUUUCAGGUGAAGAUCAAGACUUUUAAUUUGAAAGGAGACGGACCCUACAGCCUCACCAAGGUCAUCUACUAUCCACGAGAUGUACCGACAGAAUCACCGACGGACGUCUAUGCUCGGCCGGUGUCCUCCACCGAAGCUCUGGUGUGGUGGCUGCCGGUGGUCGACACUGGAACAGGCCUGCAACAGUACAUUGAAGGAUACCAGGUCAAAUACUGGAGAAAGUAUGAUGAUCCAGAGCCGGGAGCCAAUCGUAUCUUCGUUCCAGGUACGGUCAACCAGACCAGGCUGGAGAACAUGCUGCCAGACUCACACUACCUCAUCGAGGUCCGUGCCUUCAACGGAGCAGGCCUCGGACCUCCGGGUGAACACUGUGAGAUGUUCACAAAGAGAGCACCACCACCAGAUCCACCCAGGAUGUGGCGCUACAUCAGCUGGACAGGAAAGUGGUUGUAUGUGUGGUGGGAUCACAUCCCGUACGACAUUUUCGGCAAUAUUUCGUUCCCCCUGUACUACAAGGUCAUGUUCAGGAAGACGGGCUACAUCUAUGGGAAGGUCUACAUCACCGGUUGGCACUUCAUGGACUUCCCCAUGCCUCAGCUUGGAGACUAUGAGCUGAUGGUGCGCGGCCGUUAUGAAGGAGGGGAUGGCCCAGUCAGGAAGAUCAGGAUUCAGGGUAAAGCAUCGAUGACCACACCCACCCUCAGCCUCGUGUCAUUGGUGCUGCUGGCGCUGUGCAUUGUGGGAUUGGGAGUUUAAAUCCGCCACAAGUGACGUGUACAUAAUAGACUCUGGGAAGCAAAUACAUGGACCCAUUAGAAGAUCCAGUCUUCGUCAUCAAACGGUCUUCACACUGAUAGUCACAGGUUAAGAUCCCCACAUCAUGCAUCUUUCGUGCGUUUGUUCUGAUGUAACACCACAAUGGAAGUUGUUGUUUCUCGAAUAUGAAAUAGAAACUUUUUAUAGAUCACUUACUGCAGCAGAAGAACAGCAGGACGCGUGCGGCAAAAAGUCAUAUUUGAGUAGAUCCAAAAUGUCGGUGACGAAUCAGAUGUUUAACUUAACCCAAAAUACGUGAAGACAGAUGAUGAUUGCUGGAUGAUAUACUGCACUUAUUUCUCUCCACGCACUCCUCAGAUGGAAGUAAAUACACUUCAAAGUCUUUUUUGAGUUACGUUUGUCAAACACUCCAACGCAAUAUGUCCUGUACUACUUCUGUCUUUUAUUUCCCAACAAUUUUCACUCUGAAGCUGGAAUGAAAAAGUGUUAUUUGUAGCAAACACUAGCUGUCGCUCUCAGAUGGUCCAAACAAUGAAUACGUAUGUAAAGACUGUAUUAAGCGAUGCAGUUUGUUUGAAACGAGCAAAGAAGUAAUUUAUGCUUAUCAAGAUAAUGCCAAAAUCCAUCUCCUUUUCCUGUAAACAGGGUUAUUUUCUACAAUCAUAGGGACACUGUCAUACAUUAUUAAAGGUUAUAUACUUUUCCCAAAACAUAUUUGGUUAAAAUUUCUUCAAGGGUGCUGCAACUUCUGAAUAAUUUACACUUACAUCAUAAUCCUGAAUAUUUAUAGUCUGUUCAGCAAGGAAAGUCACUUUGACAAUUUUCCCUGAGACCAAUGAGGAUUUUUUUUUUUUUUGAUAGCGAAAGGUUGCAUUUGAAUGAACUGUGAGGCCGGAGUUGGGUAGAAGCUAAUGUAUAUCACAUGUAUCUGUAUGCUAAUUUAUUUUAUGUCAGGCUGCAAAACCAUUAAACAGAAUACAACAAAAAAA
This is a messenger RNA of Stegastes partitus (bicolor damselfish), 4150 nucleotides long. It is a transcript of the gene cntn1b, whose product is annotated as contactin 1b. Gene Ontology annotation, cellular component: axon; plasma membrane. The record is from RefSeq and is a predicted model, not a curated record. Gene Ontology annotation, molecular function: cell-cell adhesion mediator activity. Lineage: Eukaryota; Metazoa; Chordata; Actinopteri; Pomacentridae. The transcript is spliced from 23 exons. Gene Ontology annotation, biological process: brain development; axon guidance; cell-cell adhesion.